AGUUCGCCCGUGUUGGACAGUGUGUGCGCUGCGCCUGGUGGCAACGCUUUGUUUGGGGCAGAUAAGAAGAAGCAGCGGGGCAGCGUCUGCGAAAAAGUUUAAAAAUAAACAAAUUCCGUUUUAAAUCAAACUGAUAUUCAAUUUUCCGGGCGCGCAGUAAAAUCGUAGCAGCCCCACACAUACACACAAGAGAGUCAGUUUCUAAAGCGGAAUUUGUGCUCUCGCACGAAACUUGGCCCAUUUCUUUGGGACUCAAUCUCAUAAUUGGGAAUCAUAUCAGUUCGUUCUGUUCACUUCGUCGUGGCGCACGGGAUCCAGACGGACAGCAGCGCACAGCUCUCGCAAUGGUAACCACCCAUUAGUUAUCUCACGAACUAGCAAAUCAAUAGCAACUCCAGAACCCAUGUACAUUGAUUCACCCGCACAGCGCCACUACCACCCACUCAUCCGUGUAUAUAGUUCUGAGCAUUGCAUAUAUAUAAGCGCCAGUCAAGGUCGUACGAUUCUCGGCCAGGCGCAGAUAUGUGUGUACGAAAAUGUUCUUUUUUUACGCCUCACCUUGAUUUUCAACUAUACGAUCGUGCGUGUGUGUCUGUGCUGUUUCCAUGGCUGCCAAACUUUGUUUAUUCCACCUGAGAUGUGUUUAUUGCAAGUCCCGUGUAAAUACCCGCCUAAGUGUUUUGUGUGCCAGGAUCAGUGUUGGGAAGGCCACGAUCGUUUUGUACCUAGUUUAGGUACAAGUUAGUUUCAAAAAUAUAUAGUACCGGAAUCAUGCAAAAUUCCAGUUAAAAUAUAUUUUAAAUUCAACCAAUUUUGUCGUAUGCUGAUAAUAGGUGCAUCAUAUUGUCACACACUUUAUAGGCGGAUCCCUUCCAGAUCCGAGGCACAGUCCCUUUCAGCAAUAUGCGCUACAUAAAGCCGGAGCCGUACUAUGAAGGGCUUCCUCCAUUUAAUGUCAGCGGCAGUCCUUUCAAUGUGGUACCCAUUCACAACUACCCAGAGCUCAUGAAGGACACCUGCGCCCUGAUCAACGCCGAGUGGCCGCGAUCAGAAACGGCGCGCAUGCGCUCCCUGGAAGCCUCCUGUGACAGCCUGCCCUGCAGCCUGGUGCUGACCACCGAGGGCAUGUGCCGCGUGAUCGCUCACCUCAAGCUCAGCCCGAUUAACUCCAAGAAAAAGGCCUGCUUUGUGGAGUCCGUGGUGGUGGACAAGCGGCACCGCGGUCAGGGAUUUGGCAAACUGAUCAUGAAGUUCGCCGAGGACUAUUGCCGCGUGGUGCUAGACCUCAAGACCAUCUAUCUGUCCACCAUCGACCAGGAUGGAUUCUACGAGCGCAUCGGCUACGAGUACUGCGCACCCAUUACAAUGUAUGGGCCGCGUCACUGCGAGCUGCCCAGCUUGCAAAAUGCCAAAAAGAAAUACAUGAAGAAGGUCUUAUAGACGUCAACGCCAGUAGUAGUUGGUUUGGCUAAUUUGGGCCGUGCCCAGGCUGAUCAGAGAGUGGCAGUGAACUAGUCAAAUUGGCAAACGAUUGAAAUUCUUUACGGGUUUUACCUGCCCAGCAGCUGCUCCGAGCCAUAACCUGUGGAUGCCACACAGUCUGCCAAUUGCAUGUGUGAUUGCAUCGUUGCUCUGGCAAAUUGCAAAGCAGCUAAUGCUUUUGAUUCCAUUACACCGAUAAGCAAACCAUUCACCAAGCGCUUGUGUUGAUUUUUAAAUAUUACUUUCCGCAUGUAUUUUUUAAACUUUUUGGUUCUUUUUGUAUGACAAAAGUGACCCGGGCUGUUCGGUACAUCUAUAAGGCUGAUGUUAACCUAAUCCUAACUGCUUAGCAAUUAUAAUUUGUUAUAGUUUUGCUCAAGUGUGUGCAUAAUUGCUCCUAGACGGAAAAUCUACCUGCCUGCAAUGAUGAUUAUGCAUAUGAUUAUGAUAAUAAGAAGCUCAAGUAUCUUCCAACGAAACAUAGCAAAUAGACAUAUCGAGCCUUAGCAUUAAGCACUCAACGAAGGGCAAUAACUUCCAAUAAAACGUGUAGCAAUUUAA
Molecule: messenger RNA, 2043 nt
Organism: Drosophila erecta
Lineage: Eukaryota; Metazoa; Arthropoda; Insecta; Diptera; Drosophilidae
Gene: Naa80
Product: N-alpha-acetyltransferase 80
Exons: 3
Coding region: 904-1440 (178 amino acids)
Biological process (GO): protein acetylation
Cellular component (GO): cytoplasm
Molecular function (GO): acetyl-CoA binding; N-acetyltransferase activity
Source: RefSeq, a predicted model, not a curated record